AUGGAGAGAGGAGAGUUCAAGGUGACCAGGAGCAAGCAGGAAGUGGUGGCUGCUGCCUUGCCAUUGCAAGAGCAUUGGCUGCCACUCUCCAACCUUGACUUGCUUCUGCCUCCUGUGGACGUGGGGGUGUUUUUCUGCUACAAAAAUGAGCAGAGCAUGAGCUUCUGGUCUAUGGUUGGGGUUCUGAGAAAGGCCAUGGCCCAAGCUUUGGUCACUUUCUAUGCCUUCUCUGGUGAGGUGGUGCAAAACUCUGUUGGGGAGCCUGAGAUCUUGUGCAACAACCGUGGUGUCGAUUUUUUUGAAGCCUUUGCAGAUGUUGAGCUUAAGGACCUUAACCUUUAUGACCCUGAUGAGAGCAUAGAGGGCAAAUUGGUUCCCAAGAAGAAGCAUGGGGUGCUGGCUGUCCAGGCAACUGAGCUCAAGUGUGGAGGAAUGGUGGUGGCAUGCACGUUUGAUCAUCGCAUAGCAGAUGCCUACUCGACCAACAUGUUUCUGGUCUCAUGGGCUGAGAUGGCUCAGUCGAAAUCACUCUCUCUUCUACCAACUUUUCGUCGUUCUUUGCUCAACCCUCGUCGUCCUGGUCACAUUGAUCCCGCCCUAAACGACAUGUACGUGCCCAUCACAGCUCUGCCACCUCCCAAAAACGACACUGAUGUUGACCAAGACCAUCUCAUCAGUCGCAUAUACUACGUCACAGCAGAGCAACUUGAUAAUCUGCAAGCCCUUGCAAGCUCCAAUGGGUUCAAAAGGACCAAGCUCGAAUCGUUUUGUGCAUUCUUGUGGAAGAUGGUGGCUAAAUCUGACACUAAAAUUGGUUGUGGCCAAAAAUUAUGCAAAAUGGGCAUUGUUGUUGAUGGACGAACAAGAUUAAGUGAGCGAGGAAAUUACCAAAGUCACCAAGCCUCACAUAUGGCUACAUACUUUGGAAAUGUGCUAUCCAUUCCAUUUGGGGGGGAAAAAGUGGAAGACCUAGUUGAAAAGUCGUUGAAUUGGGUAGCUGAGGAAGUCCAUGAUUUUUUGAAAUGUGCUGUAACAAAGGAGCAUUUUUUGGGGUUAAUAGAUUGGGUUGAGGCUCAUAGACCGGUGCCAGCCUUGGCCAAGAUAUACAGCAGUGGAAGUGAAGAGGGCCCCGCUUUUGUGGUGUCAUCGGGGCAAACAUUUCCGGUUUCGAAGGUGGAUUUCGGGUGGGGACUGCCGGUUUUCGGGUCAUACCAUUUCCCGUGGGGCGGAAAUGCCGGGUAUGUGAUGCCAAUGCCGAGUCCGGCUAGGAAAGGUGACUGGAUUGUGUACAUGCACAUCUUCAAAAGGCAGUUGGAGUUAAUAGAGAAGGAGGCUGCUCAUGUGUUUAGACCCUUGACUUUUGAUUAUCUUAGUCAAAUUUGA
Molecule: messenger RNA, 1383 nt
Organism: Prunus armeniaca (apricot)
Lineage: Eukaryota; Viridiplantae; Streptophyta; Magnoliopsida; Rosales; Rosaceae
Source: the annotation of a GenBank genome assembly